CUAAGAUGAUAACUGGCUAAUUCUUUGGGCUUCAACACUAAGCAACCGUUGUCCUUACUCCUUAGUCUUUACUCUUACUCCUUCGACAGACCGAUGAAACGAAUUUCAGCAUGAUUUCGAUUCGUUGGUAGCAUGACGUUGGUCGAGAAUUUCCGUUGUAAUCGUAAAAAUUAAAAUCGAUAGUCUUCGAAAUAUUCAGUGAUUAUGAACAAGAAAGGUCUAGCGAUUUUAUUGCGUUCUAAAAUGAGGCCUCUCUCUCCUGCUUCUAAGAAAGUUAACCAUGUGCAACUUGCUCCCUUAGAUGUGAACAAAGUAGCUACUCAAAAUGCCUCCAGCAAGACCCCAAGAGAUUUUGGGCAAGUACGUGAAUCAAUGCAUUCAGUCAUAUCAAUGAACAGAAAAGAGAUACUGGAUACUGCACUAAGUGAAUUCUCAGAGGGGUAUUUUAGUCUUUCUCAAGAAAACCGUCACAAGUUACUACUCAUUCUCGCUCAAGAGUAUGACCUCAAUAGGAAUCAAGUUCGGGAGUUGAUGAAGCAGUAUGUUGGUUUUGAGAUCCCUAAAGGUGAUGGAAUUGAUGAACAUGGACAUGAAGUGGAAGGACAUCUUUCUGGUUUUUAUAGAAUUGAAAGAAAUUUAAGACAUGCUCUUAACCCAAUGUACUCAGUUCUGUUUGAAAGGCUUAACACACAUCCUGGUGGUUUGAAGUUUUUGUCCACUGUUCGAGCUGAUAUACUGUCUAUUAUCGCGGAUGAAAAUAUUGCAUCAAUACGAGCUUUAGAUUCGUAUUUGAAAGAAAAGCUUAUUACAUGGCUAAGUCCAGCCAACCUUGAGCUUCACCAAAUUACAUGGGAUGAUCCUGCUUCAUUGCUAGAGAAGAUUGUAGCUUAUGAGGCUGUGCAUCCCAUCAGUAAUCUUAUAGAUUUAAAGAGGAGACUUGGAAUAGGUCGACGCUGUUUUGGAUACAUUCAUCCAGCUAUACCUGGUGAACCGCUUAUAUUUAUUGAAGUUGCACUUAUGAAGAAUAUAGCUUCUACCAUACAAGAAGUCCUGUGGCAUGAUCCUCCUACACCUGAAGCCGAAGCAAGUACUGCAUUAUUUUACUCUAUUUCAUCAACUCAGCCUGGCUUAGCAGGAAUCAACUUAGGGAAGUUUUUGAUAAAACGAGUGAUUCAUCUGGUGAAGAAAGACAUGCCAAAUAUAUCUAAUUUUGCAACCCUAAGCCCUAUCCCAGGGUUCAUGCAGUGGCUAAUGUCUAAGUUGGCAUCAUCUGAGAGAUCUGUUCCCAUUUUCAGUGAGAACAUCCUCCAACCUCAUGAGGAAAGAGUACUCUUGGAUGCAUAUGCGGAUUCCACUGAAGGGAGAAAUGGCAUGGAAGUAUUGUUGCACCUGUUGACCUCAACUAACCAUGAGUGGACUCAAUCUGAUGGAUUACAACCAAUUCUACUAAGACUCUGUGCCAGGUACCUUUUACAUGAGAAGAAGAGAGGGAAAGCUCUAGAUUCAGUUGCCAAUUUCCACUUGCAAAAUGGAGCUAUGAUUGGAAGACUGAAUUGGAUGGCUGAUCGAUCCGAAAAGGGCCUUACUCAAAGUGGAGGAAUUAUGGUAAAUUACAUCUACAGUUUGGAACAUAUUGAAGAUUACGCUCAGGCGUAUUUCAGCACAGGCCAUAUCCAGGUUUCCCAUGAUGUGCUUCAUUAUAUCGAGUCAAUGGAGAAGAAUGAAGACUCGAUAAGUUGAUGAAGGAAGGACAUGUUUGUCUCAUGAUGCAUGUAUUUUAGUAAGUAAACAACUCAACUUGUGUAAAUUUAAUUCUUAUUUAAUAUGUUAAUAAAGUGUGAAAUGGUUUUGCAUUACAUGGAAGAAAUAUAACUAAACAUGAUAUUAUUAUCCAUGAAAUUGGGCAACUUCAUUUUUCAGUUUCUACAUGACUUGUUUCCAACACGUAAUCCCUCAUAAGUCUUGUGUUAGAUUCAUCUGCCAUCUUUUUAGCCAAUCGUUCUAAAUUGUCCCACUCAAAAUCUCUCUUGCAGUAUGCGGAUCGAACCUCCAAUAUUCUCAUGGCUACCAUGGUUUUAUGUCUUGAUGAUUCACGCAUUAAAGCUGCACAGAACUUAUCGCCAUCGUUUAAAGAGUGUCUUUCCAUAAAUUCCAUUAACUCUUUAUGGGCUUCGGAGUAACAAACACCUCAAGCUGCGCAUUGACAACCCUCACGGCAACAUAUGUAAAAAGAUUGUGGAGGUUCUUUGCUGCUUUGGCUUCUGGUGAUGCUUCUCCAAAUCCUAUCAAAACUCAAAACCAACAGUCAAUCAUUUUACAUAACUCACUGAUUUAGAUGUUGGGCUCCAUUGAUUCAAAGGAAAACUCCCAAUGCUUGUUCCAUGGGGUUUUUGAGAGAGAAAGGAGAAGUGGGAUAGUGGCAGAAUGGUUGAGGACUCCAUGGUCAACAACAGAAACAAGAAUGGUCAAUGGUUUCAAAGAUUUGAAUGGGUGCUCGGUUUUAUCAACAUUCAUUGGAUAUAAAAAGUUUCCUACAAAAAUAUCUUUGUUUUGUCCCACUUUUCGCACAAAUAUCUUCGGUGUCUCAUUAUUUCCUUGAAACAGACCCAUUAAAUCACGUCUGAUAAUGGAAAAUUUAUGUUAAAUUCAUUGAAUUGUUUUGUGCGAUUAGUAAGUAACACAUGAAUAUAAAAUUUAAUACGACAAAAUACAUUAACCACACCAUAUGUUGAUAUUUUUACACUUUAAACAUGUAUAUAUUUUUUUUCUUCCAUUAAAGCCAUCCGAUUUUGAAAGAAAAAAUUGAUGCAACCACUGUGAUCUUUUAUUUUUGGUUCAACAGUAUCAUUGAUAUGAUGGCAUUUUUCUGAAAAAAAAAAUCAUAAAUGAUCCCUGUGGUUUUCCAACAUCUGAAGUUUAGUC
Messenger RNA from Lactuca saligna, 2922 nucleotides. The record is from the annotation of a GenBank genome assembly. NCBI's taxonomy places the organism in Eukaryota, Viridiplantae, Streptophyta, Magnoliopsida, Asterales, Asteraceae.